CAGUCGUGAGAUGUUCAAUAAAUGGCAAGCUCAAAGAUGGUGGUCUGAGAACUAUGACAAGGUUAUGGAAUUAUACAAUGUUCAGAGGUUUGAUCACCAGGCAGUACCGUUACAAACUCCAUCAAGGUCCGUGGAUGAGAACUUAAAGAUUGAAUCUGCUGAGGACAGCCCUGUGACACCACCACUCAGCAAAGAGCACCUACCCCGCAACUUCCACUGCCCUACUGGGAUGGGCUACUCUUCAUCAGAUUCAUUCGACCACAACCCAAUCCAAUCCCUUCAUUACCAUGAUGCAGGUGGUCUUGCUUCAACCCCAAAACUCUCCAGCAUCAGUGGUGCAAAAACCGAGACAUCAUCAGUUGAUGCUUCUGCAAGGACUAGCUACUCAAGAGAGGCAGAUCACUCAGGGGAGCUGUCCAUGAGCAAUGCCAGUGAUUUGGACACUGAAUGGGUUGAACAGGAUGAGCCAGGAGUCUACAUCACUAUCAGAUCAUUGCCAGGUGGCACUAGGGAGCUUAGACGUGUCCGAUUCAGCCGAGAAAGGUUUGGGGAAAUGCACGCAAGAUUAUGGUGGGCUGAGAACCGAGCCAGGAUACAAGAACAAUACUUGUGAUUUAGACAACUUAUAAGGUGGUGAUCUUCGAGAUUGUGUUUCCUUCUCUAAUUUAGGUGUUUUAUCUUGACACACGGUUUUUCUCCCUCUUUUCUCUUUCCCCACUUUUUUUUUCAUCUUAAUCUCCUUUUUUUUUCAAUUUUUUUUUUUUUUGGAGGAGGAAGAGCUGUUUAGGGGGUUGGAUAAUGUGAAAUUGUUGGGUGCUUUUUAUUGUAGUCAAGAUAAUUCAGAUAUUGCAAUGAUAAAUCCAUUUUCAUAGUAAUAUAUGCUAUUCAUUUGAGUUUA
Camellia sinensis is the source of this 898-nucleotide messenger RNA. NCBI's taxonomy places the organism in Eukaryota, Viridiplantae, Streptophyta, Magnoliopsida, Ericales, Theaceae. The record is from RefSeq and is a predicted model, not a curated record.